Molecule: messenger RNA, 671 nt
Organism: Desarmillaria tabescens
Lineage: Eukaryota; Fungi; Basidiomycota; Agaricomycetes; Agaricales; Physalacriaceae
Product: ribosomal protein L34-domain-containing protein
Exons: 2
Coding region: 20-358 (112 amino acids)
Biological process (GO): translation
Cellular component (GO): ribosome; mitochondrial large ribosomal subunit
Molecular function (GO): structural constituent of ribosome
Source: RefSeq, a predicted model, not a curated record
GAAAUUAAUUGUUGGUUCAAUGCCUCGAGUACCUCCCGGCCUGCUGCAAUUGCUGGCCCGUCCUCCGCCUCUCUCUGCCGUGCUAUCCCUCAUACGGCCUCGCAGUUUCCAGCACCAAAAUUCUCCCAUAAUAUCCGUUGCCAGAGCCAGCCCUUUCCUUGCGCAGUCCUUCGCCCACCCUUCACCCAUCUUAGGAUCCUUGCAGCAGCUUCGUUUCGCCCAGAUGGGCACUGAAUAUCAACCAUCCCAAAGAAAGAGGAAACGCAGACACGGUUUUUUGGCACGGCUCAAGUCGCGAGGAGGAAGGAAGAUAUUGGCUAGGCGCAGGGCAAAACACAGGAAAUAUCUCUCGCACUGAGGUUCCACAUUGUUUGGGUUGCGUUGUCAUCACUCCCAAUUUGUCUAUCACCGCUCAGCAAAAAUCACAGCGGUUCGAUAUUGAAUACUUAUAUGAAGCUAUCUACUUAAAUUAAGAACGUGAGUGUAUACGACAACGAGAUGACUACUGGACAAAUAUCCGCUAUCUGCAUCCAUUCUCACCCUCAGCAGCCACUAGACGUUGCCUAUCUAUCGGCCAAGGUUGCACGAAUUUCUCCGAUCCAGAAUCCGUUGAGAUACCAAACAGCAUUUUGGGCUGCAGAGGGAAUGGCGCUGCCAGGUUAGUUGCAUCA